This is a messenger RNA of Penicillium soppii, 1935 nucleotides long. RefSeq lists its product as uncharacterized. The coding region runs from base 1 to 1935 and encodes 644 amino acids. The transcript has 4 exons. The record is from RefSeq and is a predicted model, not a curated record. Gene Ontology annotation, molecular function: dipeptidyl-peptidase activity. Lineage: Eukaryota; Fungi; Ascomycota; Eurotiomycetes; Eurotiales; Aspergillaceae.
AUGUCUGAAGAGAAACCCCAUGCCUUUUUCCUAAAGGAGUGUAUGAAAACAAGGAAGAAAGCAGAACAAUACCUUGAAUUUCGCGAUGCCCUCUCACCUGAUAACCCAAAAGCCCGCUUCCCGGGAUUUCAUCAGCGCAUUACGGUGUUCAAAAAGGGACAACAAGUGAAGUCAGGCGCCAGGGCCUUACCAAUUGAUAUCGUCAUGCACGAGAGCGUGCCGAUGAUCCUGUCAGAUGGAGUCAAAAUCUAUUGCGACAUUUUCCUUCCCGCUAACCUUCCACGGGAUUUGAAACAACAGCUCUAUGACAGAGAUAGAGUGCCAGCAUUGGUUGCGUGGAGUCCAUAUGGAAAGCAAAUGGGCACAACACUUUUGGAUGACUUCCCGUUCCGUGCAGGUGUUCCAAAGGAGUGGCUGUCCGGACUUGAAAAAUGGGAAGGUCCUGAUCCAGCAUUUUGGUGCGCCGAGGGUUACGCUGUGAUCAAUGUUGACACUCGAGGCGCGUUCACUUCGGAAGGCAAACUCCUCAUUCUUGGACACCAGGAAGCUCAAGAUGGUGCAGAAUUUGUCACCUGGGUAUCCGAACAAGCCUGGUGCAACGGAAAAGUGGCAUUGACUGGAAACAGUUGGCUGGCUAUGGCUCAGUGGAAAAUAGGCAGUCUCAGGCCCAAAGGACUCGCUGCACUUGCGCCAUGGAUCACUAUCGCGAUACAAUAUGCCAAGGAAGUAUUCCAUCGUCGAACUUCCACGACUCAAUCGUUGGUAAGAUUACGGCCCCACUGUGUGGACUUUGAGCUGCAUAGCCAAGUAUUCGGCUUCUUCAGUAUCAAUAAUAAUGUUAUUUUAGAGCAAUUUGCAAGUUACAACGAGCUUGAAGAUCUGUCUACUACACUGAAGAAGACAGGCGGCCUCUGGAACCCCUACUGGGAAGACAAAAUGUCAAAUCCAGAUCAAAUCAACGUACCAGUUUAUGUCGUUGCUUCCUGGACCAACCCAGUCCAUACACCUGGGACCUUCCGUGCUUUCAGAAUGAUUCCGGAUAGUACUCCCAAAUGGCUGCGGGUAAACAAUUCUCAAGAAUGGCCGGAUUACUACUCAGAUUCAAGUUGUCGUGAUCUGAAGAGGUUUUUUGACCACUAUUUGAAAGGGCAUACCGAAAAUGGCUGGCUGGCAACACCUAAAAUUCGCCUAAGCAUACUCAAUCUUGGCCUGUCCGGACUCGAUGACACCGUGAACAGAGCUGAACUGGAGUGGCCACUGGCUCGAACUAGAUACGAGAAGCUUUACCUGUCUUCCAACGGAGAAAUGUCCCCUUUCACACAGCAGCAAGGGCCAUCAUUGGCGCGUUACAACUCGACGAGUGGAAAAGUGACAUUUCGUUAUGUCAUUUCCAAGGAAAUGGAAACAACUGGACAUUUUAUGGCCCGACUAGUUGUGUCUUGCCCCUCUCAGUCCGACAUGGAUUUGUUUGUUCAAGUUUGUUGCGUUGAUGAAAAGACACUUUGCAGACGCGGAGUCAUGACUAUUCGACCUAACAACAUAGUCGUUCUGACCUUGCUCAAAUUGCUUCAUGAUUGGCACUUCGGGCUUUCAAAGGUGGGUAUGCUUUUCCACUGGGGGCCCGCUGGCCGAAUUCGAGUCAGUCAUUCGACGCAGAAGAGCCAAUCCUCCACAUUGUUUGAGCCAAUCUAUGAGCACAGAGAGGAAAUACCACUGGCCAAAGGAGAGAAACGAGCGGUGGAAAUUCCCCUGCGACCAUACGGCAUGUACUGGAAGAAAGGCAGUGUUAUGGAGCUCACGGUGUCAGGGAAUCCGGUGAUUCCUUUCCCUCUCCCUGGUGUCGAACCUUUGUAUGGAAGAAACGCUGGCGAUCACAUCAUCCAUUGCUUUGAUAGAGGGGAGGAUAGCUCUUGUCUUAUUGUGCCCAUAGUUUAG